CGCCCCCUGGGCUCCGCAGAGCAGGGCUGUGCCGAAGUCUCUAGCCUAGAGUGAGAACAGAGCUGAGCAGAUUGCAGUCAGGUGGAAAGAGUCCGCGAAGAAGGCACAGCCAGCUCAGCCAGCACGGCCAGCAGGCGCUGUUCAAACUGUGAGGACAGAUUGCAGAGCGUACCCUCGGUGACAGCAGGGUGACACAUCAGUUCUGUCAUUGUUGGAUCCUGAGACAAAAGGGAAAAUGGCUUCCCAAGACCAAAAGGCCAUCACUCGCAGAGCCAAGGUGGCUCCCACCAAGAGGAUGAGCAGGUUCCUGAAGCACUUCACAGUGGUUGGGGAUGACUACCACACAUGGAACAUCAACUACAAGAAGUGGGAGAACGAAGAGGACGAGGAGGAGCCAGCCCCCACAUCGGCCCAAGGUGAAGGCAGUGCCGUGGGUGCAGAUGCCGAGGCUGGCCCUGGCCCCACACCCAGGCCGACCCUGGACUUUAGGAACAGGCUGAGGAAACUCUUCAGCUUGCACAGGUUUCAGGUUGUCAUCAUCUGCCUGGUGAUCCUGGACGCCCUCCUGGUACUUGCUGAGCUCCUUCUGGAUCUCAAGAUCAUUGAGCCAGAUGAGAAAUACUACGCGGUCAAGGUGUUUCACUACAUGAGCUUUGCCAUCCUGGCCUUCUUCAUGCUGGAGAUUUUCUUUAAAAUCUUUGUCUUCCGCUUGGAGUUCUUCCACCAUAAGUUUGAGAUCCUGGAUGCCAUUGUGGUGGUGGUGUCGUUCGUCCUCGACCUCGUCCUCCUGUUUAAGAAGCACCAGUUUGAAGCUCUUGGCCUGCUGAUCCUGCUACGGCUCUGGCGGGUGGCCCGGAUCAUCAAUGGCAUCAUCAUCUCAGUGAAGACACGCUCAGAACGGCAGAUCUUAAGGUUAAAGCAGAUAAACUUUCAACUGGCCACCAAGAUCCAGCACCUGGAAUUCAGCUGCUCUGAGAAGGAACAAGAAAUUGAGAGACUCAACAAGCUGUUGAGACAGAAUGGACUUCUUGGGGAUGGGAACUAGCCUUCCAGAAGCUCUACCCUAGAGAAGCUGGGUGGUGGCCAGAAAGCAACUGUGUGCUGC
Molecule: messenger RNA, 1105 nt
Organism: Microtus oregoni (creeping vole)
Lineage: Eukaryota; Metazoa; Chordata; Mammalia; Rodentia; Cricetidae
Gene: Hvcn1
Product: hydrogen voltage gated channel 1
Exons: 8
Coding region: 236-1045 (269 amino acids)
Biological process (GO): proton transmembrane transport
Cellular component (GO): plasma membrane
Molecular function (GO): voltage-gated proton channel activity
Source: RefSeq, a predicted model, not a curated record